UGGCAGGUGGAGAGCUGCCGUCUCUCGGUGAAUAGCAGGCAGUGCAGGGGCCAGAUUUAAUUUAACGCAUGUAGCUUCUUAGCAAGAUGCGAUUCAUUUACAGACAUUAACUGUGUUCACUUAACUUGGCUCUAGACUUGGAGUUCAGAAAGAGACCCACGGAGCAACUGGAAAAUCAGUUUUCAGGCCGCCGGGAAAGCAAACCACGCCACCCGGCUUCCGGGGAUUCAGGAGCCGCAAGCGAUUGACGGCAGACGUCGGUCGGUCGGUGGCUCGAGGGGGAGGAAAGACGGAGCGAGCGUUCACAUCGGCUCAGACAUCCACCUCUCGGUUUCAGCCACCUUCGAGAUGUCAAGAAAGCUGCACAGGACUGAAGUCUGCGCUGACUGCAGUGCGCCAGACCCGGGCUGGGCCAGCAUCAACCGAGGGGUUCUGAUCUGUGAUGAGUGCUGUUCAGUCCACCGCAGCCUCGGCCGCCAUAUUUCCAUAGUAAAGCACCUGAGGCACAGUGGAUGGCCUCCAACACUACUCCAGAUGGUUCAGACUUUGGCCAGUAAUGGAGCCAACUCCAUAUGGGAACACAGUCUCCUGGACCCUGCACAGGUGCAGAGCGGUCGAAGGAAACCAAACCCUCAGGACAAAGUCCACACUGCUAAGUCAGAGUUCAUCAGAGCCAAAUACCAGAUGUUGGCAUUUGUACAUAAGCUUCCAUGUCGGGAUGAUGAUGGUGUCACUACCAAGGAUCUCAGUAAGCAACUUCACUCGAGUGUGCGGACUGGGAGUUUAGAGACGUGUCUUCGCCUGUUGUCCCUCGGUGCUCAGGCCAACUUCUUCCACCCGGAAAAAGGCACCACCCCGCUUCAUGUCGCGGCGAAGGCGGGGCAGAUCCUGCAGGCCGAGCUGCUCGUUGUGUACGGCGCCGAUCCCGGAGCUCUUGAUAUCAACAGGCGCACACCGAUGGACUACGCUAGGCAGGCCGGCCACGUCGAGCUAGCAGAGCGUCUCGUAGAGUGUCAGUAUGAGCUGACGGACAGACUGGCCUUCUACCUUUGUGGCCGGCGACCAGAUCACAAAAAUGGCCACUAUAUCAUUCCUCAAAUGGCAGACAGAGCUCGUCCUAAGUGCCCGACACAGAGUCUUGACCUCUCUGAACUCGCCAAGGCUGCCAAGAAGAAGCUGCAAGCUCUCAACAACCGGUUGUUUGAAGAACUAGCGAUGGACGUGUAUGAUGAGGUGGAUCGCAGGGAAAACGAUGCAGUGUGGUUGACGACGCAGAACCACAGCACUCUGGUAACAGAACGAAGCGCCGUACCGUUCCUGCCAGUCAAUCCUGAAUACUCUGCCACAAGAAACCAGGGUCGUCAGAAGCUGGCUCGUUUCAACGCUCGGGAGUUCGCCACGCUCAUCAUUGACAUCCUGAGUGACGCCAAGCGGAGACAGCAGGGAAAAGGACUCAGCAGUCCUACUGAUCCGCUGGACCUGGGCAUCGAUGAUGAUGAGCACGACUACGAUAAUGUAGCUUCUGAUGAAGAUACGGACAGCGAGCUGACCACCCAGAACAACAAUAACACACAGCGCAGCAACCGUGCAAAGAGCAUGGACUCCUCUGACCUGUCCGACGGCCCCAUCACCCUGCAGGAGUAUCUGGAGGUAAAGAAGGCCCUGGCCUCCUCAGAAGCCAAGGUGCAGCAGCUGAUGAAGGUCAACAACAACUUGAGCGAAGAGGUCCGGCGGCUGCAGAAGGAGAUCACCCGGAUGCAGACAGAGAACAGUGCGUUACGGGGGGGCCAGCAGGCUGGGGGGGCAGCUGGCCAUGGGGUUGGGGGCCCAAGUGGAGGGAGGGGCCACUGGGUGAGUGGUGGGAUGUUUGGAGGAGUUGUUGCUGGGGGUUUGGGUGGGUUCGGUUCAGGAGCUGACCCCACGGGGCUCACUGUGCCCCCCUCAGCCAGCCCUUACCCCCCUCUCUACCGGAGGGACCGGCAAGCCAUCUCCAUGUAUGAGCCGGGGGCGGCCCCGGGGCCCACGGCUCACGGCCCCCCAGCCCUGGACUCCCUUGCAGCCCGCCUGCAGCCCCUCAACACACCCAGCGUAAGGAAGGGCGGAGUUAGUAGUCCAGGACUGUAUGGAGUCCAGCAUGUGUCCGGAUCUACGGAAAUGGGCCGAUACAUGGUGUCCAAACCCGAGAAGCAUGGCAGCGGCACAGACAGUGACUAUGACAACACACACGAUCAUUUACAAAGUAUCGGCCGGAGCAGCGAAGAGGAGGGUCGGGGCGAGUCUGAGGAGGGAGGGGGCAGCGAGGCGGGCGAGCCGGACCCCACCCUGCCGUGCACAGAGGACGUGAUACUGAAGACGGAGCAGGUGACUAAGAACAUCCAGGAGCUGCUGAGGGCCGCACAGGAGUUCAAACACGACAGCUUUGUCCCGUGUUCUGAGAAGAUCUACUCUGCCGUCACUGAGAUGGCUUCCCUCUUCCCCAAACGGCCAGCGCUCGAUGCUGUCCACUGCUCCCUGCGCCUGCUGGCUUCCAGCGCCUCGCGGCUGCAGGUGGAGUGUCGCAAGGCGGCGCCCUCGGAGCCCGGGGCCCCGGCGGUGGACUACCAGCUGCUCACCCAGCAGGUCAUCCAGUGCGCCUACGACAUUGCGAAGGCUGCUAAGCAGCUGGUCACCAUCACGACGCGCGAGAAGAAGCAGUGACUGAACCAACACAGAGACGGGGAGAGAGAGGCAAGAGGCCGAUGCAUGGGGGAGAGGCCUUCGGGGGGGAAGGAGGACGAGGGACGACACGAUCAGGCUGUGGAUGGAGGGAGCGAUGGAGGAAGAGAAGAAAAGCUUGGAAGAUGCACGAGGAAGCAGAGAUUGCUCUGGACAAACGUCAAAAGCAUGGAAGUGAAGGUAGGGGAAGGACAGGUAGAAGGGUCGGAUCUGGAGUUGGAAUGAGAAGUGUUUAAUAAACCGCUGAAACUGUUGUGGGAAAACAUGAAACCUGAUGUUGGGAGAUGUACAGCGAACUGGAUUCUUAAACGUUAUUGCUUUAUUUAUUUUGGUCCAACGUUGUCCGUCCCGUUUUGUGCGCCUUGUCGCCUUGGGAAGAACUUCUGCCACAGAGAGAGAAGCGGCACAGCCUCCUGGGAGGAGGCCGGACAUUCCUCCUCUUCUUUCCCCUUUCCUCUCUUUCUUCACUUUCUCCCCGUCUUGUCUGUCCAACCUGAAGUGUGGACCCUCUCUGCUCCCACUGACGUCCCGGGCAGGACGAGCGAGCGGCGCAGAGGAGGACACACCUCCACCGAGGCCCUCAGACUCUCCAGCUUUUCUACUGGAGGGCCUUGAGUUUUUCUUCCAAUCCAUCGCUGUCUUGUUGGCGGUACACGGCAUGAUCUGGCAUGUUUUCAUUUCAUUUUUUCUGUUUCUUUCUGAACCCGCAAAUCAGAUUGAUUUGCACCUCUAAGGACUUUCGCCCUUUUUUACUGACUUUAAACACUUACACUGGAAUAAUUAUGAUUUAUUGUUUAUCAUGUUUUUUUUUGUGUGUUGACAAUUUUACUGACUGUUAUUUUGAUUUAACUGUUUCUGUAAGUUUAUUUUAUUGUGCUAAAAUGAAUUCAGACAUAACAGGGAGACAGCUGGGAGUACUUUCCCCUCUCGCUGGGAGAUGAGCAAAUCUGCACACUCAGAUCAACAAGAACCUGAGAAGAUAUUUCCCAGCAUUUCUAAGCGCUCUUCUUCUUUCCUCUCAUGUUAUCGUGUGGCCAAGGGGUUGAAACAGUUGCCAAAGGAGAGUGCGUUUCAUUUUCUGUCGGAGCGGAAGCCCCUUCGCCGCAUUGUAGACAGACCAGGAUCCUCAUCUAUCUUUUUUUUUGUGCUUGUUUUCUCCUGAAAAAAAAAACUCUUCCUCAUUUAUACACAGCCAGUGAAAUCAUCUCAGAAUCAUUCGCAGUGCCAAGCGGGAUAAUAUUAAACGACAACAAAAAAAAAAACCAUUUAGCUUGGUUUGUUUACAAGGAAGAGCCUGGCAGCCCUUAACCUGCAUGCAUGCUAGAAAACAAAACACAAUUCAGAUUUUAGUAGGCACGCAGAAAGCCCUGGAUCUGGCCACCUGGAUCGUAGAAAAUGUUCUUGUUUAACGUCCUCAGUUUAUGGAGAGUACUUGAUUUGGUUCGCCAUGUGUUAUUUUUCACUCGCAGGACUGUCUGGCAAGCACAAUCAGGCAGACGAGCUGUUUUCCAGCUCAGACGGCCUGCCGAUCUGGGCCACAGAUGUUGUCUGUGUUUCUGAACUCUGCCAACAGGAAACGGCAAUGGGAACAAAUGUUUUAUUCCAAUUUUUGUUUUGUUUUGUUUUUUUACAUAUAUAUAUAUAUUUAGUGCACUUUCCCUACCCAGCAGUUCUAUCUCAUUGUAUUGUGCCGAACAAAUAUGCUAGUUUCUGUAAGGACGAAUGCUGAUUAGAUCCUUUCUACGACUUUCUUGUAGGUUAUUAAGGAUGUGAUCAAACAGCUGUGCAACUGUUUCGUCUCAAACUGCUGCCUUUCAGCAGGACAUCGUGUUUAGCUGCACUGCUUUACCCGCCUCAAUCACGCUUUGCUUUAUUUGUCGCUCGUUUGGCUGACUGUCCUUCAGCCUCACAUGACUGAACACUGUUGAGGAACGUUGAAUCUCAUCCAUGUGACUCUUUUAUCCAUCUACGGUUGGAGUUUUGAAUGCCUUUGCACAUCGUCAUCAUCUCCUGUUCGACUGACUGUUUUAGUGAUUUACGACUUUACUGACAAACAGAAGUGGGGGGGCCAGAAGAAAAACGUGCUCCUUCAAUCAUCAGUGCCCAUGUUUUAGACUAGAGCCAUAUAUAUAUAUAUAUAUAUAAAUAUAAAAAAUAAACAUAUAUUUUCAUGCUAUUUUCUAUUAAGCUCCAUGUUAGGGUUAUGUUUGUGGGAUAUUUAUGUCUAUUUGUUGGCCUAAAGGGCUUCAGGCUGCGACAUCUGCUCUCCAAAUCUUCAGUCAGCUCGACCCGACAUUUGAAGUGCCGUUUGGUUGCCCUCCUGUGUGAUCAGACUGGAGAUAUUAACAAUCCAGCGAGAAUCCACAAGACGUGGAGGAGAAAACACAGGCUGAUCUCAGUGUGAGUUGCACUAUUUUCAAACACCAGCUGGUUGAAGUUGGAUCUACGUACCGCACUCUCCCAAAGGUCUUGGCAGGAUUAGUUUUGUCUGAAGCGCACUUUGGCCGAACACUACAGUCAUCUCAACAGGACGGGUCUAAAAUGCACGUGGCCCGGUCCUUCCUACGUUUGGUAGACACUACUUAGGGUGCCUCUAGUUUGAAUGUUAAAUGCUUCCUUUCGCUCAUGUCACUUAACUUUAUAUACUACUUUUUGUUCAGAUUUUGGGGUGAUGAUUUCUAAUUUUAGAGACACUCACAGGUUAUCAGUUGGACCAAUCCAUGCACAGGAGACGUGAAGAGUCGCAGGUUUUUGUUCUUGAACACGGACUUGUGCUGUGGUCUGCACUGUUUUCAUCCUUGACUUUUCUUUAAAUUGCACCAGGAAUUCAGAGAUGGGAGAGCUUUGUGUUGACAGAAGGCAUUAACUGUAUAAAGUAGAGAAAACGGUGACUUGCGGAGAGAAAAGGUCAAUCAUAAUGGAAACUCAUAAGCUGUACAUUUGUAAUAAAACAAUUUAAUUGCC
Messenger RNA from Poecilia reticulata (guppy), 5679 nucleotides. It is a transcript of the gene git1, whose product is annotated as G protein-coupled receptor kinase interacting ArfGAP 1. The record is from RefSeq and is a predicted model, not a curated record. Gene Ontology annotation, cellular component: neuron projection; synapse; cytosol. NCBI's taxonomy places the organism in Eukaryota, Metazoa, Chordata, Actinopteri, Cyprinodontiformes, Poeciliidae. Gene Ontology annotation, biological process: synaptic vesicle recycling; regulation of G protein-coupled receptor signaling pathway; regulation of ARF protein signal transduction. Gene Ontology annotation, molecular function: small GTPase binding; GTPase activator activity.